AUGGUCGAGCUUGCAUGUAUAGGCCAAGCACUUUCAAAUAUUCAUGGACUCUCACUCGAAACUAUUCUGACCUUUGUCACCUUGGCCUCUGCCGUCAAGCAAGACGUGAUAUUAGCUCAACCUGCAACAUAUGAUGUGUCUACACCUCCGGACUUCAUGCCUCCUAGCAUGUCUUUAUUUUUGGGCUCUGCAUGCUCCCUGACACAAGACUUGGUGCGAAUCUGCUGGUCUGUCUUAAAACAUGAUAUCUGGCAAGACAGAUUCACACUGCAGCACAACACCCACUCACUUUUCGAGCAAUUUGGUUAUUGCCAUGGCCUGGCUUACAAGAUGUUCUACCCUCCAUUCAAGAUGUGUACAGAAGCAACUUGUGAACGACGAGCAAAUGGGCUACUUUUGAACAAGGUUGAACAACUCCGAGUUGUGUAUGUGAGUCUGGAACAUGGGACAAUACCUGCCUAUGAUGUUGCAAUGCAAUGCGAACGCUGCAAAAUCACUUAUCACCACAAUUACAAAGUUUGCAACAAGGACCAUAUCUACUAUGACCACAUGGAAGGACUGCCUGACACCAUUCAAGUUGGUACGCACCACUAUGUCGACAUUGCAGUGGGUCAGCUCUGGAAGACGAUGAUGCACGUUGCUUGCACAUCGGCAACUAACUGCGCCCGAAUAUACAACUCUUCAGUCAGUCGUCAAAAUGAGUUUCCCCUUCAGUGGCCUUCAUCUGAGGUCACACUGGACCAUGUUUGGGAUAUUUUCAUAAUCAUCUCUCUUCUUGAGGACUGCCGUCAUCACAAGCACUCCCUCAUCGUCAAACAGACCGGGACUCAAUCAGAGCGGUUCAAUGAUGCCAUGGCACAUCGCAACCAGUGUAUGCAUUCCUUUGGGCAGCCUGAUGCUCGUCAUCACAAAUGCAUCAAGUGUUGCCGUGUAUAUGAAGCUUCUACUGAUGCAGCUGCACAAUUUGUUCGCGUUGUUGUUGAUGGGGUCACAGUCAGCAGACCAUGCUGCUCAGUUCCUUACUGCUUUGAGUCUCUGCGGUCAGUAAACGACUGUUUUUGUCAUUUGCACAUGGCAGAGCACGUGAACCAGUGCGCAAUCAUCAGCUGCACCACCAGUGUCACCCCAGGCAGCAAGACAUGUCAAGACCCCGACCACAAGGCUGUUGAGGCGCUGCACACCUUGCACGGUCAAUCACACUUCCAGCUUCGUGAACGACUUGAGCGGUCUCGUGCCAUCGUGGACAAUCUGUCUCGUGUGGUUCCUAAGAGUGUUGUACCUGUUGAGCUAGAUGGCGAUAUAUUGGACGAGGGCCUGCAAGAAUUCGAGUUUGGAUGCAACCGCACACACUGUGAGGUGCUGAUUGUUGCUCCAUGUGGAAUUAUACAUGACCGACGAACAUUUUACUGUGCCGAAGGUAUCGGCAGUGUUGCAGCAUUCAUCAAAGAAGCCUUUCCAGAUCCACUGACAAGACCAUCACAUAUCUUUUAUGAUAACAACUGCCAUCUUGCUCAGCACGUCAAAGAUGACCCGUUCUUCAGCGAUAUCGGCUUAUCCGUCGACGUCUUUCACUUCAAUUGCAAGCACUCCGAGAAUGACCUCUUUUGCCAAGAAAAUUGCAACCCCAUGGCAUUCCUGGAGCUUACAGUUGAUGGUGAUGGGAAGUGGUACUUCAACUUGUCUGUGUGCGAGCAGACAAACUCGUGGUUUGGGAAGUUCAACUCAAUCACUCGAGGGAUGAAGCCCAUCAAGUUUGACUUCUACCUAGAUGAGGUCAUCCUGUGCAGGAACCGCCUUACAUUAGAGAAGUUGAAGAGGGAGCACCAGAGGCCAUCACAGUGGGAGUCAAUUGAAUCCUCAGAGGGUGUUACAUCAUCCUAG
Suillus fuscotomentosus is the source of this 1881-nucleotide messenger RNA. RefSeq lists its product as uncharacterized. The record is from RefSeq and is a predicted model, not a curated record. NCBI's taxonomy places the organism in Eukaryota, Fungi, Basidiomycota, Agaricomycetes, Boletales, Suillaceae. The transcript has 7 exons. The coding region runs from base 1 to 1881 and encodes 626 amino acids.